AGGGAGGUGCGUCCCGGAGUUUGGGAGGCGGGUGUGGGUCUGGAAUGGUUUCUUGUUUAAAACUACUUUUUCUGAAGCCUUUCAGUGCUGCCAGUUUACCCUCCAGGCGCUGAGGGUCAUGUAUUAAAUACUUGUCUGGAGUUUCCUACGCAGUAAACGGUGGGUCCUAGGGGCCGGGAGGUGUUCGGACCAAGUGUUGUCGUCCACUGCGUAUUGUGUAAAAACUGCAGUUCAUUCCUGUACUCGUUACUGAUAUGUAAACCAGUUUCUGAAGCGGGGGUGAGGGUGGCGGCAGUUGAAGUGGAGAGAAAUUUUAAAAACAGAGACAACUUUUCUCUCGUUCUGAGUUACGAGCAACGAGGAUUCUGCGAAACUUGGCUGGGAAGAAGAGUAUGCCAAAGAUAGAGUACUGGAAGGAGCAGGACUUUAAAAAACACAGUACCAUAUAAACAAUGGAAUAUUACCCAGCCAUAAAAAGAAACGAAAUUGGGUCAUUUGUUGAGACGUGGAUGGAUCUAGAGACUGUCAUACAGAGUGAAGAACAAAAAGCAGAAAGUAUAUAUAACUGUGCUGAUAUAGAAAUAUCUCCAAAAUAUUUCUUGCCCAGGGGUGUGCCUUCCUGGCAAGCAAGAUGUGUUCCUUGGGGUUUACCUCCUGAAUCAGUACCUGGAGACACACUGCUUUCCUUCCGUGUUCCCUAUUAUGAUUCAGCGGAGCAUGAGGUUUGAAAAGGUAUUUGAAAAUGCAAUAGAUCCUGGAGCUGUAGCAGACAUUUUAGAAACGUGGGAAGAGUUGGCCUAUUAUGAAGAAAACACGAGGGACUUUCUCUUCCCUGUACCCAGGCUGACACCUUCGUACCCUGGGCUGUGUAGGGAGGUGCUCAUGAAGACAGUUGAAGGUUUUCCGGGCAUUGCUCCCAAAAUAGAGUUUUCUACGAGGACAGCCAUCAGAGAACGUGUGUUUCUGCAUAGACACAGAUUUCUUGAAGAAAGAUGUGAGUCACGAAGGCCUUUAUCCACAUCAAAUGGACCAAAAUUCCCCUUAAGUAGUAUAAAGAUGAAACCAAGGGAGAGUAAUCUCGACAGACUGCCCCAAGGCAUGCAGUCCCGGCCGCCCUCUCCAUAUUUCACCAGGCGUUUCUUUCAGGACCAGCCAGCUCAACUGAAUCUUGGAGAUAGUUUCAAAAUACCUGGAGAAAGCAAACCUCCAUUUGUAGUAAGACAUGUGGACAGUGCAAAGCCCUUUGGUGAGAACAGUUCAGAGCAUCAUUCCCAGAAGUCUAGAAGAAAAUCUGACUUUUCAAACUUUCCAUUUCCAGUGAGAAGAGCUUCUUCUCUUGACAGCCUUGCAGCUAACGUAAAGGUUAUCAAAGAGCCAGAUGAACGGAUUGUUUUAAGGAAUGAAUCACCAUUAUCGUUAGAUUUAAGUAAGUUUGAAAAGCCCUCGGCCAGUUACAGUCAUCAAGGGGAUGCCGAUGUCCACUGGGAAACUUCAUUUGCCACCUCCCAACACUCCAGAACUCCCAGCCCUCUUCUGGAUCAGCCCCUUCUCCGAGAAAGGUUCCACCCUGCGUCCCAGUCCAUGUGGAAGAAGAUCCACGAAAGGGUCUGCAGUCGUCUGACGUCCCACAGAUCUCAGCAACACCUAAACAAGGAAGACUCCAUCUCUGAAGUAAAGAAUAUCCUUGAAAGACCAAACUACCCUCUGAAGAAAUAUCCGGUGCAUAAACAGAGAUAUUUUUAAACUGCUGUCCUGUGGGAGACUGAAUGAAAGCUGGAGGAGCAUCAUGAAGAGCUCAGUCAUCAAGCCAACUGAACAACAAUUUUUGUCCCGUGUAUCAAAGCACCAGUGUCUAACCCCCGUUAACUCAAACCUGUACCCACCCAGUCUUUUGUACCCAGGUAAGAGCCAUUGAUUAAAGUGUCUGCUCUUUGGGGCUCAAGUUUUCUUGUCAAGCUGGAAAAUUUGUGUUUUAGUUUGCUUGUAUGCUUGUUUUGAGCUUGAAAACGAAAAUAAUAGUUGGGUGGCAGGUGCUUUUUCAUUUGGAAAGCGCUUCUUAAAAUUCUGAUGAAGAUGUCAAGAUGCCUUUUCAGGUGUUCCUCAUUUUGGGCAGUGGAUGUGUUCUUGAAAAGUUCUUUUCUUUCCCUCCUUCCUCAUUUUUUUCUCCUUCCCGCUUGUCCUCACCCCUCCCCCACCUCUACCUGUUUCCCUUCCCUUCCCUUCCUUUUCCUUCCCGUUCCUUCCUGUCCCUUCCUGUUCCUUCCCUUUCCUCUUACAUUUUCCAUAAGCUCGAGGAAGCUGCUAUCUAGAGGAAUAAACUGAUAUAUCCUCUAGAAAAAGACUGUCACCUGAUUUUCCAUUUUUGGUAAAUCUGUUUUUUUGUGGUUGUUUGCUUUUUAGUGUUAGGCUUGAUUUACAUGAUAUCAACUGAAAACCUAGGAAGAGGGAGCAUUACUUCUGGAGAAUUCAGGUCUUGCUUUAAAGGUUUAAUUUCCAUGCUACAUUUGUAAGAGGAGGCUAAUUUCUUUUGUUUGUUGUUUAAAACACUCCUUCUGUCACCUACCCCUCCUUUUUUCCAACAAUUCUUAAAUAAAUUUAUAUGAGGAACAAAACCUUCAAAUAUUUUUCUGAAAUAAAUAACUACACUAAGUUUGGCAGAAAUGACUGUCAAAACCAGAUUUAAAAUUAGUAGAAGGGUGCCUUUAUGAAAUGGUUACCCAGUUUGAGGAUCAAGAAGAGGAUGGGGGUGGAUUGAAGUGGACAUUUGUCUUCAUGGGUCUACAGACCCAGAGAAGAGAGGGCUUGAAAAUGGAAACCUUUGUCUUUCCUUCAUGCUAUAUCCUGAGCAUUUUCCUCUACCAUGCCCUAAAACCCUUUCAGUUUUUACAAGAUUCAGUGAGAAUCAAGUUUCCUUUUCUCAUUAUUACCACAGGAAUUGGUUCAUUAGGUAAAUUAAGAAAACAAAAUUUAAAAUUAAAGGAGAAAAAAAGUCCAAAAGCCAAAAUAAAACAAAAUUCAUUUAUCCCUUCUCAGAAUUUCAGCCUAAUAAAGGUAUAUAUCACAACAAGUAUUCCACCUUUGAAAGACAGACAAUAUGCUUAAAUUACACCUGCUUGUAUGUUCUCAGUGUGUCUGAAACUAUAGUUGUCAGUUUGUUAUUUUGAGGUCUAAGUAGUCAUCAAUAAUAAAAAAUACUGUAUUACAUUAAGACUAUGGUAGAGUUCUCAGAAAAGGGCCACUUAGGAAGGAUAUAAGCAGCUGAAGGAAAUCAGUUCUAAUGAAUUGGUAUCCGGUGGCAGUUAUUGUUCAGAUACCCACUGUGACACUCAUUGUCCUUUUUUUCUUUUUUUAUGGUUUGAGCAUAACUCCUUAAUUCAACUUAGGGAUAAGAUCUUAAAUGCCCAUUCUUAUUUAAAGUCUUUUUUUUUUCUUUCGCAAAUCAAUCUGCCUUUUGCUCACUUUCUAAUCUGCUAACUCUAUUGUUUAAGUUAUUCCUAUUUUAUCUUUUUAUUUCUCAAGGAGUUAUUUCAGUUUUGAGGACUUACAUUGGGGCCAGGAUUGCAGCAGGAUUUUUCUUUUGGAAUAUAUAAAAAUGUGAAUAAUUUUGUGACUUAUUGGGGAUUACUUUGGGAAGAUCUGUGUCAUUAAACAUAAUAAAUAUCCCCACCUGUCUUGCUUCA
Messenger RNA from Aethalodelphis obliquidens (Pacific white-sided dolphin), 3680 nucleotides. RefSeq names its product spermatogenesis associated 6 like (gene SPATA6L). Gene Ontology annotation, biological process: spermatogenesis. Lineage: Eukaryota; Metazoa; Chordata; Mammalia; Artiodactyla; Delphinidae. The record is from RefSeq and is a predicted model, not a curated record. The transcript has 13 exons. Gene Ontology annotation, molecular function: myosin light chain binding. The coding region runs from base 703 to 1743 and encodes 346 amino acids. Gene Ontology annotation, cellular component: sperm head-tail coupling apparatus.